Messenger RNA from Punica granatum (pomegranate), 3716 nucleotides. NCBI's taxonomy places the organism in Eukaryota, Viridiplantae, Streptophyta, Magnoliopsida, Myrtales, Lythraceae. The record is from RefSeq and is a predicted model, not a curated record.
CUCACUAUCUCUGUAUCAGAGUCUCACGCCCACUUCAAUGGAAGCGCAGGGUUUAAUGGCGGUGUUUAGGGUUUUGGCGCUCCCAAAGUAACGUCUCCCGUCCUCCGCAGUCCGUCCAUAGUCAAUGGACGUCAUUGAAGACGACGACUUCGGAGAACUGUACGCAGACGUCGAGCUCCAGGUGAGCUCCGCCAUCGGCGCCGCCACUGCACUUGAGCAAACUCCACCAACCUCCGCCGCAGGGCCCCCGGCGUCUGGUGCUAAGAGUUCUGUCUCCAGUCCAGGUGAGUCGCCUCGGUCCAAUGACGACGACGAUGACUGCGAGAGCGAGGAUGACUUGAACAUUGUCCUGAACGAUGAGGACUGCAAGGUUGUUCCUAGAAAUGGAGCUGGAGGUGGCUCUGCUGAUGGCGAGAAUGGCGCCGACGGUGAUGAUUAUGAUGCGUUCAAAAGACCUUCUGGGUUAGCAUUUCCGAGCUCUCUGAAUACGACUGGAUCAGACGGAGUCCCGUUGGAAGAUAAUGGGGACGAUUACAAUAAGAACAUUAGCCAGACUUCUCGAUUUCGUGCUCCAGUCAGGUCUUUUGGGCCUCAAAAUGGAUAUAAUUUCACUCUUCCGCGGCACAGGAGUAUAUUUCAUGUCAAUAUUGAUGCUUUCAAGGUGAAGCCAUGGAGGUAUCCUGGAGCUGAUAUAACUGAUUAUUUCAACUUUGGACUUGACGAAGAGAGUUGGAAAGCAUACUGCAAUUCCGUGGAGCAAUUGAGGCAUCGAACAUCUUUCGGGACCAGAAUCCCAGUUGUUGAGGCUUUAAAUCCUAUAAAGGUGUGUGAAAGAGGCAUCUAUCAUGAAAAAUAUGUUCAAGUAGAGACGGCUGAUGGGGUUGCCCAAACUUUGGAGCAGUGCAUAAUUUCUCACUCAAAAGAACUUGCAGACAGGGAAGCCAAUGAGUUGAUGGAGGAAAAGGGGCAACCAAUUGAGGUUCAAAAUAGUGUUGGAGAACGCCAACCAUCCAUAGUUCUAAGACAUGCACGCACAUUCGACUCAGACGUUGUAAUAGAGAUUCCUUUGCAGAUUUUCCCUGAGGAACCUUCUUGUUCAGGACAAAAUGAUGUUGAGUGGCAACAGGGUAAUACCCUUGAGACUUCUGGACAAAUGGGAGUCCAUAUAGACAAGAACGAAGUAUCUGCUGAUUUUCUAGAAGACAAAACUAAAAGGUCAAAGGAUUUAUGCAGUCCUGUAAGGUGUACUGGGCAUAUCAAUGUGGUUAAGGUGGAUUCCAUUGAUCAUGACAUGGAAAAACUCUCCGAUGUAGCUUGUCACAGCCACAUCAACAUUCAAACUUCAGAAGGAAAUGUUGAAACUCUCAAAAGUGUGACUAUCAAUGGAGGGGUCUAUGGGAGUCCAUGUGUGGAAAAUCCAUGCUUGGUGGAGAAUGAAGCAUCUAUGGUAGAACGGACUAGACUAACCUUGUCUUCAUCUUUGUUCGAAAGUGAUUCUGAAGUUUCUAAGGAUGGUCUUUCUGAUGAUGUUGGAAGUGAUCAUAUUCACCUAAUAAGGUCACCAUUAUGUGAUAAAUCAGAUUACUCAGUUGAAUCGCAUCGCAAGCCGGCUAGAGUAAGAAAUUAUCCGAGGGAGAAAGCUAUGAAUCAAGAGGAAGAUUACCGUGAUAGGAGGCAUACAUACUCUUCUAAAUGGAAGACUUAUGGUGUGAGUGAUGGUGUUGCAUCGCCCACCUCAGAUUAUGGGACCCUAUCUGAUUCGGAUUACAGGCAAAUUGAUUGCAAAAGGUGGAGCGAAAGGCAACACUUCAUUGACCGUUAUAAUGAAGAACUUUCUUCAUAUUAUAGUACAAAAAGAGAAAGUGGUGUUGAAAUGUUGACUGAUAAGCGUGUUCGGAAUGUUUAUGAGGGAUUUUCCUAUAGUAAGUGUGAUGCCAUCUUACGAGAUGAAAUGUAUCCACGCUUUAGGAGACAUUUGAAUGAAAGGGAAAUAAAUGGUGGUACAAGAUAUAGUAUGGACAGAAAAGAUCAGGAAAGGGGUUAUACUCGCACAUGUAGAAAAUAUGCUGAUGAUAGGGAUUCCUUAUCUUCUAGGGACCGCAAGGUUUUGCAUUAUUUGCCGCAUGCUUCCAUAAGAACUCAUUCUCCAUCGGGAAUAGAUUCUGAAGAAAUCAGGUUGAAGAGUAGAAACAACAAACAUGAUCAUUUUUUGGGGCAUGAAUAUGACAAUGACAUUAUGCAAGAUAAAUAUGGAACACAUUAUAGGGACAGAGAUCAGGGUUCUUUGGACAGAAGCUACAGAAGAGGACUGUCUGCAAGUACAGAAGUGAACUACUUUAGAAAGAGAGAGGGUUAUAGAGGUGGAAGCCCAUUGGUUGGGGAUGGAUCAUGGGAUAUGGAUUUUGAAGAUGAAUAUCAGGGUUUUGUGGAUUGGGGUUCCUUCUCCUCCGAGCGAGGAAGAGACCCUCAAAUAGUUGAAAUGAGACGUGAUCUAAAGUCAUCAAUUGACGACUCAUAUGAUUCACAAUCAAUUAGAAGAUAUGGGAGAAAGAAAAGACAAUGCUUUGGUGAUGAAAGAAGCGACCCUGGUUUGUUUGGUUUUGGCCCCAGGUAUGCUGCUUUUCCCACAAGCCGGGGUUACUGUGGGAGAACGAGAAGCAAUGUGAAGUCUAAAUUUCAGCAUUUAACUGAGGAUGAAUCAUCUUCUAGGAAUCAACAUGAUGAACUUGAGCUAGAAGAGGCGUCAUCUUUUAACAGUAGGAUUUCAAGACAUGCAACAGAUCAGUUGAAAAAUUUCAUGAAUGGUGGGAUAUUUGACAACGGUAUGGCAGCAAAGCAAGGCCUGGAUAAAAUGAUGAGAGAAGAAAGUGACGCCUGCCAUGUAAAUAGAGGUUUUAUUGAUAAGGUUAUGAGUGAGAAGACAGUGUCAUGUUCUAAAGGCUCAGUUGACUUAUAUGUCAGUGAAGAAAAGUCGCCAAGAAGAUCUGGUAAAGUGAUAUGCAAUGCUAAUGAGGAUUCAAAAGUUGGCAAGAGGAAGGAGAAGGCUACAAAGUUAGAGUCGGUGAAGACUGAAGUGAACCAAGAUGAUGAUGGGAAAUGGAUCGACAAGUUCCCGAUAUAUGAGAAGAAUGGACAUUUAAAAGAAAUCGAGGAGGGGCAGAUUGAAGGGGAAGAUCCAAUUGCUAAUCAUGGCCUUGUGAGUAAGCAACUGUUUGAUCCCGAAAAGACACCGAAGAUUAGUGAGGGUAGUGAUGGAUUUGACGAGAAGAGGUUGCUCGAUACACUAGCGAAGAUGGAGAGGAGGAGGGAGCGGUUCAAAGAACUUGUAACUCAGUCCAAGGCACCCGAAGGGAAAUCGAAGGACCAAGUAGAUUCAAAGGUGGAGACAGCUGGGGCAAGGGCUGAAAGACCAGCUCGAAAGAGGCGGUGGGGCAGACUCUAGAGUUUCACUGUUUCAGUUAUGCUAACAACUCUCAUUCUUUCUUUACUUCAACGGGGUCCGGGUUGCCAAGUAGAAUCAUCAGGGUUCCUUCCGUAUUUGGCGGAGUUGUAUGAAAAAUUUUGACAAAAGUGUUCAGGUCCCGGCACCCAUCCGAUCUUGAACAUGGAAAAGCUCUUGUUAAGAUUCCGAUGCGACUACUGACAUUAGCCGAGGCAAUCUUGUAAACGAUUACUCGAAGUUAAUACUGCAAUGCCUUAGGUAAUAAAUCUUUGCA